Solenopsis invicta (red fire ant) is the source of this 1733-nucleotide messenger RNA. RefSeq names its product 26S proteasome non-ATPase regulatory subunit 12 (gene Rpn5). The transcript is spliced from 8 exons. The record is from RefSeq and is a predicted model, not a curated record. Bases 147 to 1508 code for a protein of 453 amino acids. Gene Ontology annotation, cellular component: proteasome regulatory particle, lid subcomplex; nuclear proteasome complex; cytoplasm. Lineage: Eukaryota; Metazoa; Arthropoda; Insecta; Hymenoptera; Formicidae.
UGGCGAUAUGUCACGUGAUCGUAAAAAAGCUCACAAGUGUGAAUUCUCCUUACUCCAUUCUCAUUGAUUCUCAUCCAUGUCAUCCAUUCUCAUUGUGGCUGAUCGUGACCGACAAUUUAGCUGGGUACAUUGCAUAAACGGUUGAAAUGGCAGAGGCAGCAAUGGAUAACUCUGGCAAGCUAAUAAAGAUGGAGGUGGAUUACAGCAGCACUUGUGAUGUAAAGAUUCCAGAAUGCAAGAAACUGGCUACCGAAGGAAAGCUACACGACGCUUUGGAUCAAUUAUUAGCUUUAGAGAAACUUACGAGAACCGCUGCUGAUAUGCCAUCAACUUCUAGACUUCUUAUAGCCAUAGUUGAAAUUUGUUUGGAGGCAAAAAAUUGGUCAGCACUUAACGAACAUAUAAUUUUAUUGUCUAAGAGACGCUCUCAACUUAAGCAAGCUGUUACAAAGAUGGUUCAAGAAUGCUGUACUUACAUAGACAAAAUGCCUAAUAAAGAAACCAUGGUUAAGCUAAUAGAAACUCUUCGUUCGGUUACAGAAGGAAAGAUAUAUGUGGAAGUGGAAAGAGCAAGGCUUACACAUCGUUUAGCCAAAAUAAAAGAAGCAGAGGGAGACAUUGCAGGCGCUGCAACUGUAAUGCUUGAAUUACAGGUGGAAACAUAUGGCAGUAUGUCACGUCGAGAGAAAGCUUCACUUAUUUUAGAACAAAUGCGACUUUGUUUGGCAAAACAAGAUUUUAUGAGAACUCAAAUUAUAGCGAAGAAAAUUAACGUUAAAUUUUUCAGCGAUGAAAAUGAUGAAGAAACUCAGACGUUGAAAUUAAAGUAUUAUGAUUUGAUGAUGGAACUUGCACGUCAUGAGGGUUGGCAUUUGGAGUUGUGUCGACAUAAUCGAGCGGUAUUGGAAACUCCGGCAAUUCGAGACGAUUCAGAGAAAAGACAUAUCGCGCUUUCUCGAGCAGUACUUUACCUUGUACUCGCACCACACGAACCUGAGCAGGCUGAUUUAACUCAUAGGUUACUUGCUGAUAAGCUCCUCGACGAGAUACCGACUUACAAAGAAUUAUUGCGCUUAUUUGUCAAUCCCGAAUUGAUAAAGUGGUCAGGAUUAUGCGAAAUUUAUGAGAGAGAUCUCAGAUUAACUGAGGUUUUUUCGUCUUCGACUGAAGAAGGAUGCAAACGAUGGGCAGAUCUGCGAAAUCGCGUUGUAGAACAUAAUAUAAGGAUUAUGGCUAAAUAUUACACCAAAAUUACAUUAACUCGCAUGGCUGAGUUACUGGAUCUUUCGACCGAAGAAACAGAAUCCUGUCUUUGCAAUUUAGUAGAGACUGGAGUAAUUAGUGCACGUACGGAUCGUCCAGCUGGUGUAGUUCGUUUUACUGGUACACAAGAACCAGCUGCUCUUUUAGAUACAUGGGCUGCAUCAUUGUCGAAAUUGAUGGGCCUCGUGAAUCAUACUACACAUUUAAUUCAUCAAGAAGAGAUGUUGGCUGUUGCGCAAUCUUAAAAUUAACACAUGUACACACGCGCGCGCGCGCGCGCGCACGUACACACACACACACACACAUACACACAGAGCUACUGUAAGUAAACAAUGAUUGAAAAUGUAAUUCAUUUAACAUUGAAUUCACAUUCUCUCUAUGGAAAUGUAAUUUAUAUGCAUUGCAAAUAAUUUUUUCUAUUCAUUCAUUUUAAUGUAAUACAAUAAAAAUAGAAAAUUUAUAUGUAUAUA